Molecule: messenger RNA, 4879 nt
Organism: Ailuropoda melanoleuca (giant panda)
Lineage: Eukaryota; Metazoa; Chordata; Mammalia; Carnivora; Ursidae
Gene: GRB10
Product: growth factor receptor bound protein 10
Exons: 18
Coding region: 427-2187 (586 amino acids)
Biological process (GO): negative regulation of insulin receptor signaling pathway; insulin receptor signaling pathway; negative regulation of Wnt signaling pathway
Molecular function (GO): insulin receptor binding
Source: RefSeq, a predicted model, not a curated record
ACCCUGCAGCAUCUCCACUGGACGGGUGCCCAUUAUGGGCUGUAACACUUCUGUGGCGUGUGUGCUUCGCCUCCCCUUGCGAAGCCCAGGCCAUUCACCGUCUGCCAGAACCCUGAGAAAGGCUCGCUGCCCUUUGUUUUGGGUUGAAUGCUCCGCUUUUGGUCCACUUUCAUGGGGUCGACUUUAAAAUCCUGAGAGCACGUGGUCCUGGUCGCCUUGGAGCCCCUCCCGGUCAGCUUUGGAGUUGAGCAUCAUGCUGAGACGGAUCAGGGAGCUGUGGGGAGUGCGGGCGCCGUGACCGUGACCAGCAGCUGGUUCUCACCUGGGUCCUCCUGGUCAAGCCGAGGCGGCUGCCAAACCACCCGAGCCCGGGCAAGGCCCUGACAGGUGCUGCAGCGCAGUCAAUGUGACUGGAAGGCGGAGCCGAUGGCUUUAGCUGGCUGUCCAGAUUCCUUCCUGCACCAUCCGUACUACCAGGACCAGGUGGAGCAGGCACCCCCUCUCAGUCCCCGAGACCUGGCAGGACCUGGCUUCGCAGCCCCGUCGGACCGGCUCACGCAUCACCAGGAGGAUGACGUAGAUCUGGAAGCCCUGGUGAACGAUGUGAACGCGUCGCUGGAGAGUUUGUACCCGGCCUGUAGCAUGCAGUCGGAGACGGUGCCCCUGCUCCAGAACGGCCAGCACACCCGCAGCCAGCCGCCACCCUCAGGAACAAGGUCCCUGCAGGCGCAGCGUUCCCAGCCUGUGCACAUCCUCGCCGUCAGACGCCUGCAGGAGGAAGACCAGCAGCUCCGAACCUCGUCUCUGCCGGCCAUCCCCAACCCUUUCCCCGAGCUCUGCGGCCCCGGGAGCCCACCGGUGCUGGCGCGGGGCUCCUUACCUCCAAGCCAGGCAGCUGCGAAGCAGGAUGUGAAAAUCUUCAGUGAAGACGGGACGAGCAAAGUGGUGGAGAUUCCAGCAGACAUGACAGCCAGGGACCUGUGCCAGCUGCUCGUUUACAGAAGUCACUGCGUGGACGACAACAGCUGGACGCUUGUGGAGCACCACCCACACCUGGGGCUAGAAAGGUGCCUGGAGGACCAUGAGCUGGUGGUCCAGGUGGAGAGUACCAUGGCAAGCGAAAGCAAGUUUUUAUUUAGGAAGAAUUAUGCAAAAUACGAGUUUUUCAAAAAUCCUACGAAUUUCUUCCCAGAGCAGAUGGUUACUUGGUGCCAGCAGUCAAACGGCGGUCACAGCCAGCUUCUGCAGAACUUUCUGAACUCCAGUAGUUCUCCUGAAAUCCAGGGCUUUCUGCACGUGAAGGAGCUGGGGAGGAAGUCGUGGAGAAAGCUGUACGUGUGUUUGCGGAGGUCGGGCCUUUACUGUUCCACGAAGGGGGCGUCCAAGGAGCCUCGACACCUGCAGCUGCUCGGGGGCUUGGAGGAGAGCAGCGUCUUCUCCCUGAUCGCCGGCAGGAAGCAGUACGGCGCCCCCACCGACUAUGGCUUCUGCAUAAAGCCAAACAAAGUCAGGAACGAGACGAAAGAGCUGCGGUUGCUGUGUGCGGAAGAUGAGCAAGGCAGAACGUGCUGGAUGACGGCGUGCAGGCUUCUCAAGUACGGGGUGCUGCUGUACCAGAACUUCAGGAUCCCGCCCCCGCGGAAGGCCUUGCUCCCCUCCUUCUCCACGCCGGUGCGCAGCGUCUCUGAGAACUCCCUCGUAGCGAUGGAUUUUUCUGGGCAAACAGGAAGAGUGAUCGAGAACCCGGCCGAAGCCCAGAGCGCAGCCCUGGAGGAGGGCCACGCCUGGAGGAAACGAAGCACACGGAUGAAUAUCCUAGGCAGCCAAAGUCCCCUCCACCCUUCCACCCUAAGUACAGUGAUUCAUAGGACACAGCACUGGUUUCACGGCAGGAUCUCCAGGGAGGAGUCCCACCGGAUCAUUAAGCAGCAGGGGCUGGUGGAUGGGCUAUUUCUCCUCCGAGACAGCCAGAGCAAUCCAAAGGCUUUUGUGCUCACGCUCUGUCAUCAUCAGAAAAUUAAAAAUUUCCAGAUCUUACCUUGCGAGGAUGACGGGCAGAUGUUCUUCAGCCUUGACGACGGGAACACCAAAUUCUCCGACCUGAUCCAGCUCGUUGACUUUUACCAGCUCAACAAAGGAGUCCUGCCUUGCAAACUGAAGCACCACUGCAUCCGAGUGGCCUUGUGACCUCACACUGACUCUUGGCUGAAGACGGGAGGAAGCUGACACUGGAACGGGGAUGGGGGGUUGCGCGUUGCCAAGAACACACGUCUGUUCUGCACCCCGGGGGACGGGGUCUGUCAGUGCCCACCCACCAGGAUGGACUCGUGGCUGGACUCGCGGAACGAUUUGCUGCUGCGGAUCCCACGGGACCGCCUCCUUCCGCGCCAGCCAGAUCGGGUAGGCCGGAGAGAGCAAACGCAAAUCAGAGGAAAAAACUGAAUCGAUCGUCUUGGCUGGGCCACAUAGGAACAAGAACCGGAGACACGUAAUUGGAAAUGAACUCUUGCCCUGGAAUAAUCUUGACAAUUAAAACUGAUAUGUUUACUUUUUUGUAUCGAUCACUUUUUGCACUCCUUGUUUUCAAUAUUGCCCUCGGCCCCGGUAGGAGGGGUGCGGCUCUUCCGUGCACGUGGGGACGCCGGGACCGCAGCAAGGGGGCAGACUCCAGAGACUGAAUCUGGGCUCCCAGGUAUUGCCAGAGGGUGGUGCCCACCCUGUGCAGGUGACCGUAGGCAGCUUCGGCUCCCAGGUAACAAACCACCGCCAGCCUUCCCCAGAAUACUUGAUGAGCUUUUUUUGUUUUAAAUAAAAGGUGUCACCUGUGGUAGACAUUGGGCCCAUAGUGUGGAUACAGGCACCCACGUCUGCCAAUCACUGCCGUGUCCACAGAUGUCCCCUACGCCCAUUGCGCGUGUGUCCUUCAUAGUUCCAGAGGCCCGGGUGCUCUGGAAAGCUCGCUGGCCCACUGCACAGCAGGGCUGAGUGACCUCACCUCUAGCUGGACAUGGGGAGUGUCCCUGGGGACCACUCCCCCCGGCGCCCAGUCUCUACCGCUCCCUCUCAGCCUGUUCUAGAACGAUCACUGCCUUACCCCCCACCCCCACGGUGGCUCGGGGCCUUUCCUGGCUGUUGUUCCUCUGGGGGUUAAAGGAUCUAAAAGGAAAACAGGACCUGCUUGGCUGCCGGUGGUGGCCGGUGGGUUUCCAUGGUGAUAAAGACGUAAACAUUGGAAAGGGCACAUCUGCAGCCCGGUGUGGAAAGGUCCUUGCUCGAUGACCUCCGUCCUGCUGAAAAGCCCCACGAGCCGGCCCAGGCGCAGGCCCCCCUCGGCGGGCUGGCAUGCAGAAGUACCUCACGACCAUUGUGGGCAUUGGAGAGUCUGGUCAACACAGCACUGCUUCCCCCUCGGGGGCUGAGUCACAUGGUGGCUGGACUGUCCCCCCCACCCCCUCUGCCCCGUCCCCUUAGCUGAGUCAUCGGUGUGACGGGGCCACAGCUUUACCUGCGGUCUGUGCAAAGCAGAAAGGUCUCCCCUGACAGGCCUGGGAGAUCAGUCACCACGCGGGACUGGCCCCCCAGAUGCCUGACUCUGCCCCACCGCCGUGUCCCCCACGAGCUCACGCCCAGGUGGGACCCACGGGGCCUGCCUCGGUGGCACCGCUGUGCUCUAAGACCUCGAGGGUGUAGAAACACUGUAUUGUAGUUUACAGUCCUCACUCUGCUUGUUUUCCACGAAAUGUCUCCUUACACAAGUGCGGAAUUUUAGUAAAACGUUUUUAACUGUAAACGCUCAGUCGCGUUUUCUUGCUUUCGUAGCCAGUUCAUCUUUCAGCCUGCCGACGGUCGGCUGACUCCCGAGUCCUGCCUGGCCACAAGCUUCCAGGGCGCUCCCCCUCGGAGCGGUGCUCCAGUUACACCGUUAGACAUUUUUCUCUUCACUGGUUGGAAGUAGAACCUGAAAGCAGUUCGAUUUCUCUCUUUCUCUGCGCGUAGACCAGUAGGAUGAGACUCUCACGCCCCCUCCGCUAGACAGCUAGCACCCCCAGCAUCUCGUAUUUAUAGACAUGCAUUUUAUUUAAAAGGAGCUUGAAAGCGGGACUCUGACUCAUGGUCUGUGUGUUGCUGGUUUGACGUCUUCUGUACCUGCCUGGCCGCGGUGAAAUGCCGGGUGGAGGGUGGGAGGCCCUGUGCCUGGUGGCUGGGAAUUCCACCUGAAAGCAGCCAGCCCCUCGAGGAUGCGGGCGCCUGGCCCAGCCAACCAGGGGCGGAAGGACGUUCGACUUUUAUUUUUGUAUUUAAAUGACAUGAAUGUAAAUGGAACAGCUCAGGGUCAUUUUGGAGCCUGUUGACUUUUUCUCUCUCUCUCUCUCUUUGUGCCUGUGAUUUUCUUUUCUAAAAGGAAAACCCCACAUAGCAGCCUGGACUUAGUUGGGAAGGAUACCCAACGCUUUGGGUAUUGGUGUUUAAAUAGGUGAGCUCUGUUACCUUAGGUCUUUGAGUUCCAGAACGUUGUUUUGUUUGCUAAACUUGGAAAAAUAUGUGCCUCAGUCUAGCUGUUUUGUCUUCUCUUUUCUGCACUUCAUACCUGACGGUUUGACCAAUUGGCACACCUGUCCAGGGCAGGACCUGCUCGUGGUGGAUCGUGAUGUCACCGGGCAAGUGCACGGUGACUAUAAAACAGCCUGACGGAUAAACGGUUUCAGGGAAUGCAGACGGUAUUACGAGACAAAACCCUUAUUCCACGUGCUUUUACCCUUUCUGUACAUAGCUCUUCAGCUCGUGAACCUAAUUGUAAACUUUCAGGUAUUUUUGUACAAAUGAGGGACUGAUGCUCUGUUUCUUGUAAUUAGAAAUAAACAUUACUACCGUGUUCUUC